AGCCUGUGGGCGGAACCACUGCCCUUCAUGGCGAUUAAUGACGCAAAUUGAACAACGCUGUGCGUGGUGUGAAGUCUUUGGGUUUUCCUAUUAGUCAUACAGUACUGAUAGAAGGUUUGGGUGGUUUUAAACCACUUCUGCUGUGUGUUCAACAACUCCUCGCGGUCUGCGAUGUGGGCCACGGUAUUUUUGGCCAUCGCUGUUGUGUGUGCAGUGAAUAGCGACAGAAGUUUGGAGGACAAGGGCCGCGUUGAAUUGCAGCGAGUGCGUGAACUCUCGCGGCAGCCGCGUUACGGCGAGUGCUGGUCUCGAGCGCUGGAGAAAAUACAAUCGAGCUGCAAAGAGUUCAGUGAUGAUGUGCAGAGCAAGAUCGCCUUGUCCUUCACACACUGCCACCUGCAAAGGUCAGGUCGUAGUUUCCCAGAGUGUCCUGAAGAUAGUGAUGUCAAAACCUGCACCCAAGACAUGGAUCCUGUGGCCUUCAACACCUACACUGAGUUUUUUACCCAUGCACACAGCAUAUGUCAUUACUUACAGAGUGAGCGCUGGCAACAAAGAGCUGAGAACACCAUUCACAGGUACAAAGGUCCCUAG
This is a messenger RNA of Cyprinus carpio (common carp), 594 nucleotides long. RefSeq names its product protein brambleberry-like. The record is from RefSeq and is a predicted model, not a curated record. The transcript is spliced from 2 exons. NCBI's taxonomy places the organism in Eukaryota, Metazoa, Chordata, Actinopteri, Cypriniformes, Cyprinidae. The coding region runs from base 172 to 594 and encodes 140 amino acids.